AUGCGCGGGGGGGGAGGGGACGCGAACCCCACGGAGCCGCCGGCGCGCGGCCCCUCAUGGCCAAGCGGCGCGCGGAGCCCUUAAUGUGUCACGUGCCCGUGAAGCGGCUCCUGCGCGAGCCGUCGCUGCCCCGCGCGGGCGAGCGGCGCCCCCGGGCAGAGCCGGCGCGCGCGGGCCCGGCCGCGCCGAAGCGGCCGCUGGAGGAGGCGGAGGCGCCGCCGGGAAAGCGGCUCGGGGCCGGCGGCCCCCGCGCCCAGCCGGGGGACGCGGGCGGCGGGCGGCGGCGGCGCGGCGGGACCGCGGUGCCCCAGGACGCGCCGGCGGCGGAGGGACGCGCGGGCGGCCGGGCCAAGGAGCGGGCCGCCGCUGCCGCCGAGCAAGAGGAAGAAUUCUGUCAAUAUAACUCCUUUCUGUACUGGAGAGCACCGCUGCCUGCUAUUGAUUUGUCUGAUAUUCAGAACCUAGAUGAAGAGACUCCAUCGGACGCUAAAACUGCUGCAAGGACUGACACCACAGAGACUGAGAUGGAAACCUGAUCAGUUGUUUCAUAGCUGUGCAUCUGUUCCCAGGAAACUUGUUUCCAUCGAGAUUCAAGUUUUGUUCCUUGGGUGAAUAAUAAGCAUGCUUAUGCUGUCUCGGAGAAACUGUUGUGGCAGUCUUUAAAAGCAGAUUUGAGUUGCCUAAGGGGAUAGGAUAAACGCUAUUGGGUACUUAACAGUCAACUGCCUGAAGGUGUGCAGUAAGGAGGAGGCUGCAGUGUCUAAACAAGAAUACUUGAAAACAUGGAGGCAGACUAAAAGACGAAUACAGAAAAUUAGAACUUGGAGAUGCAAUUAAAAGAAACAAGUGGAUAUGUUACAUGUCAAAAGGAAAUAGAAAGUCAUUUUAUCUGUCCUGAACAAAAAAAAUGUGGUACCUGAAAGUGAAAUAUUUAACAUGUGAAUUUAUCAUAAAGCACACAAACUGUAGUGAUUUCUAAUGUGUUUUUUUUUCUGUACGAUAGCUAAACCAAAAAAUAAGAGUCUAUCAAAAUCAGACAAAACAUUCCCUUUUCUAUGCAAACCAAAAACCAAGUGUGGCAGAGAAGGGGAAGGAAAAGGGGCUACUUUCUGCCGAAAGCUGCCGCUGUUCUAAAAGGUUUCACAUACUCAUUGUGAAAAAGAUUUUUCACCUUCUCUUUUUCACAUUACGCACAACAGUGGGCACCCAGCUUUUAUGUUUUUGGUUCAUUCUGAAGUUACUGCUGUUCUUAGUCUUUGUGACGUUAGCUGUGAACCAGUUGAUAGCAUCUGAAUGACAGGUUUGGGCAGGUGUGUCAAGAAAAGUUAGUGCAAUAUAAAAAGACCACACACACUCUUUCAAUCUUUACUGAAUGAGGUGUAGUUUUUGCAGAGACUGUGAAUCUUGCAGAAAGUUUUUGCAGAAGUUCAAAUUCAAAAAGUAGUUUUUUGCUGUGAAAUACGAACUUAAUGUUUGUGAUUUGCAAUUUAUUUACAAACUGAAGUACAAUUAGAAAGACGUCUUUAAUAAUAGGCUGAAAUUGUAUGGGAAGAUUGUUACAUUUUGCAAAUGCGAUUUGUCUUUAAGGAUAGAAAACAAUGUAUUUUUUCUGUAAUCAUUAUGGAAAAAGGCAACUUUUGAAUUUUAUUUUUUUCUAAUAAUGUGUUUGCUAAAGAACAAUAAAGUUUCACCUGUGUGUAUCUGAAAACUUUGGCACUA
Messenger RNA from Corvus hawaiiensis (hawaiian crow), 1719 nucleotides. It is a transcript of the gene CZH9orf40, whose product is annotated as chromosome Z C9orf40 homolog. The record is from RefSeq and is a predicted model, not a curated record. Bases 57 to 536 code for a protein of 159 amino acids. The transcript is spliced from 2 exons. NCBI's taxonomy places the organism in Eukaryota, Metazoa, Chordata, Aves, Passeriformes, Corvidae.